Messenger RNA from Vitrella brassicaformis, 2640 nucleotides. The record is from the annotation of a GenBank genome assembly. NCBI's taxonomy places the organism in Eukaryota, Vitrellaceae.
AUCCCCACUGUGGAGCCGAAUUCCCAGGUAUCCAGCGGCGGGGGGAUGUUCAUGAAGGAACAUGGAAGCAGAUGCGCAAGGUCCUUUUUACUGACUCGCUACUCGUGAUCUUGUCGUCUGAAAAUGAGAUGGGUUCUCGUGAAGAUCUUUCAACUCGUCGGCCUCGCCUUUCCUGCGUGGCUCUGCGAAGGCAGCACCCGGCUGAGAAGACAUCCGCCACCUCAUCAGCCGCCGAGCUUUAUCCAUCUCCGUCCAGCAAUCACGCCGAACCGCAUCUAUCGCCGGCUGCACCGACACUUCCGCGCGAAGUCGGCUGAUGACGGCAUUCCAUCUAUCUUGAAUCCUCCCGACACGCUCCCCCUGCUGAAUGCGACCCAGAUGGAGCGCUAUCGCGAGAAGCUGUACCUGUCAGAGGUGGUUCAGCGGCUCGACGACGACCAGCUGGCCACCGAGAUAGCGAAGCGAGACCUCCCUGAUCCAGAGGAGAGGGGCGAGCGCAUCGAGGCCAUUGUGGAUGACAUGAUCGACGAGGUGGAGAGCGGCCGGCUCAAGCAGGAGUACGAGAGGAGGAAGCGCAUCAAGGAGAUCAAGAGGUUCCGCUUCCGGCCGCCGCCCGACGUCAAUCUCACUAAGCAGUACUUCGACUACUGGUCAAAGGAGAAGUACCAGACGGUCGGCAGCUACUACUCUGACUAUGACUGGGAUGAAGACGGCGAUGGCACGCCGCCACAACCGGACCCAUCCACUCGAACCGGCAAGCGCCCGAUGUUCAAGAUCCAGGACAACAUGAGGCGGCAGUACUUUGACGCUAUCGUUCCUGACGCACCAGAGGGGGAGGAGGCGCCCGUGCCCUCUGAGCCGCCAGAAGUCACGGCAGCGCGGGAGAGGAAGCGACUGAAGAGCCAUGUCAAGGGUGGCGUGUCUGUCAGCCUCGACAGCGAGUCGACAGACGAAGCGUCACCCACGGCAUCAUCCACUCUAUCAGCACGGGAGGGCCAGAAGGUGCCGAUGUACAUGGUGCGGCCAGUGCGGGAGAGGGAGACGCUCGAGGCAAGAGUCGCCAACCUCGGUAUGCGGGACCCGCGAAGGGCCGUCCUGAUGCUCACCGACGUCUUCGGCUACCGAGACCGCUUCAUGCGCCGCGUGGCCGACCGGCUGGCCGACACCCUCUCCCUGCCCGUCUUCGUCCCCGACCUCUUCCUUGGCCAGCCCUGGUCCGCCGACCGGCCCCCAGCCGAGUAUGAAGCCUGGCGGAGUCAGCACGACCCUGAUCGUGUUGACGAUACCAUUGGGGCGAGUCUUCGUUUCCUGAAGGAGAGCUACAAGAUGGACGUCAUAGCGGUAGUGGGGUUCUGCUACGGUGGGGGUCGGGCGCUCGAGACGGGGGUGAGGUAUGGCGGCAUGGAGGAGGCCGAGGGGGCGGCGGUGUGCAGGAACCGGGUGGACAAGUCGGUGCGGUGUGUGGUGGCCUUCUACCCCACUCGCUAUGACGUCGAGGCCAUCGGGCGGCAGAUGCGUGUGCCGACCUGCUGUGUGUAUGCGGCCAACGACACGCUGCCUGGGGCGAGAAAGGCAGAUGCUGAGCGGCUGUACGAGGCCUUCAGAGCCAAUGAGGACCUGUUUGACUUCAUGGUGCAGAUAUUUGACAACACGACACACGGCUUCGUGCACCAGUCGGCCAGAGACUGGACCAAUGACCUGCAGGAGGAAGAUCAGGUACGCCUUGUACGCUGACGUGACUCUCACCCACACCACACACAUGCGCUGUGCUUGCCCUGUGUGUGCUGUCAUGUCAUGUGUGCUGUGCCUGCAUGCAGAAAGCCGAGAAGGCUUAUCUGAUCAGCACGAGCUUCCUGGAGUUCUGGCUGCCGGUGCGCGAGUACCGUGAAGACACCGACCACCCCAUUAUGUCGCCGUCUGACGCCCUCAGUGAGGAGCUGGAGCGGUUCGUCCGCAGCGAGAUGACCGACGAGGACCAGGAGGUCCUCGGCAAGGCCAUCCCCGUGGUCCCUGUGCCAGGCGCGGACCUCCAGAUGACCGACCCAGUGCGGGACAGUGAUAAUGACGGCAAGGACGACAGCACAGCAGCACAAGACCAGCCGCUGAUGGACAUUCAUCACGACCACUACGGGCGGGUGUCUGCGCCUGACGGCACGGGCAGCAGAGAGGAUCCGCUCCGGGAGCUCUUUCCUGGCGAGGUGGUGGCGCCACAUCGGUUCAAGCCGCCCAAGCUCGACGAGGUGACCAAGAAGCGCAUGACGCAGCAGCCGACGGUCGCACUGGCUGGAGGUGCUGGUGCUGGGGGGCCGGCCGGACACACGCAACCGCCAGCAGCACCGCUGGAUGACAUCUUUGCGCCCCUGCCUGACGUGAUGAACGAUGUGGAUGGUGUCGAGAGGCAGUACCAGCUGCCGGCAAAGCAGGGGCCGAGUGACGACGAGCCGCUGUGAGGAGAGGGAUGGGGGAUUUAAGGCGUCUGUGUAUGGGGGGGGGGCAUGUGUAUAGGGCAAGAGUGUAGCUGUACAGGGUGGUCGCGCGCUUUAAUGAAUGAAGGGAAAAUUCUAUGAAUGUUGGAUGGAUGGAUGGAUGGGACUGAUUCAGACGUCGACCGCUUUAUACGUCUAAAUCUCGUUAGUCAUG